AUGAGUGUAAUAAUCGACAUCGAUAAUUAUCCGAGCUUGUCGUCAGUCCUACAGGAAUUAGAAAAACAAGAUGUACAAAACAAGGGUCCAUUUUGUACCACAAAGCCAGCGGAGACGACAACAGACCAUCAGCUGCGAAAACCAAGGUCAUUCACAACAAUCGCUCGAGAGCCGCCUCAGGAAGUAAAAGCUUUGCGUAGAGGGAGCGAUCCAUCUGCUGAAAGACCCAAAAAAAUAGAGCCUCGAUUGCGAGUCCAAAGUGCACCGUGUCCUUCUGUUGAUCCUGCUUUACUACAAGGCGACUCACGCCUCACCGAGAAUGCUAAAAAACUCAGUAAUGAGGAACUGGCAAUGUUGUACGAGGACAUCCUUAAGCCGCUGGAUUUUAAUUCGAUUCUGUUUGAACGAAUGCAGCUAGGUGAACGAAUCUAA
This is a messenger RNA of Pocillopora meandrina, 432 nucleotides long. Lineage: Eukaryota; Metazoa; Cnidaria; Anthozoa; Scleractinia; Pocilloporidae. The record is from the annotation of a GenBank genome assembly.